GACCAACCUUGCUUGUAUACAUUUGUGGAAAGUAUUUUGGUUUAUGUUGAUUGUGUACUGAAAUUAUAGAAUUAUUUUAAUUUUAAAUCAGUAAAUCAACUUCUUUAUUAAUUGAGUCUGCCCGAAAAAUAAAAAUAGAUUGAAAUGAAGUAAAAGGAGAUAAAUUGGUUUAUAGCAAGGCACUCCGUUUCAAUGUUUUGGACACUGUCGUUAUUAAGUUGUAAGUAAAAAAUCAACAAUGGCUCUUAUGAGUGGUCCACAAAAAAGAAAGGAGAUUUACAAGUACGAGGCGCCAUGGCCUUUAUACAGUAUGAAUUGGUCGGUUCGUCCGGACAAAAGAUUCCGUUUGGCACUUGGUAGUUUUGUCGAAGAAUAUAACAAUAAAGUUCAAAUUGUUUCUCUCGAUGAAGAAACGGCAGAGUUCAGUGCAAAGAGCACUUUUGAUCACCCUUACCCCACCACAAAAAUUAUGUGGAUCCCAGACAGUAAAGGUUCAUAUCCGGACCUUUUAGCAACUUCAGGUGACUACUUAAGGAUAUGGCUCGCUGGUGAACCUGAAACUAGAUUAGAAUGUGUCUUAAAUAACAAUAAGAAUUCGGACUUUUGUGCUCCACUCACCUCUUUUGAUUGGAACGAAAUAGAUCCCAAUAUUAUAGGGACAUCGAGUAUAGACACAACAUGUACUAUUUGGUCUAUUGAAACGGGACAAGUUUUGGGACGUGUGACUGGAUGUGUGAAGACACAGUUGAUUGCUCACGACAAAGAGGUGUAUGACAUUGCUUUCAGUCUUGCUGCCGGUGGACGUGAUAUGUUUGCUUCUGUGGGAGCUGAUGGAUCCGUAAGAGUUUUCGAUCUGCGUCACUUAGAACAUUCCACAAUAAUUUACGAAGAUCAACAUCGUACUCCAUUGUUAAGGCUUGCUUGGAAUAAGCAAGACAGUAAUUUUAUCGCUACAGUUGCUAUGGAUGCAUGUGAAGUUAUAAUACUGGAUAUUCGAGUUCCCUGCACACCAGUUGCGAGAUUAAAUAAUCACAGGGCAAGUGUUAAUGGUAUAGCUUGGGCACCACACUCGUCAUGCCACAUCUGCACAGCAGGAGACGAUCAUCAGGCAUUAAUUUGGGACAUCCAACAAAUGCCAAGAGCCAUUGAAGAUCCAAUUUUGGCUUACACUGCAGCAGAGGGCGAAGUCAACCAAAUUCAGUGGGGCGCAACACAACCAGACUGGAUUGCUAUUUGUUAUAAUAAAGCAGCUGAAAUUUUACGAGUAUAAUUUUUCAGCAUUCUUUGUUAUAGUGCAUUAUUUCACAAUGCAAAAUUGAAUACAAGUAUUACAUUUUGUUGAUAAAGGCUAAAUUUAUAAACGUGUGAACAGCGAUUAAUUCAUCAUUAAUAAUGAUUCAUAUAACAGAUCCUACAAAACAAUGCAUUCUAUUCCUAAAGAAUUGUCAAAGUUAAUUCAUGUGUACUCUCUGUGUAGUGCAAUCCCACGUGUACGUGUAUAGUCAUUUGAAAAAGUAACCAUGUUUUCAACUAUUUUGAUAAGAAAUAUUCAAUUUUUCCAUUUAUCAAAGUUGUAGUAAAGAUUCAAAUUUCUUAAAAAAAAAAAAAUAAUGUACUAUCGAUCUUUUUCUUUUAGGAAAAAUGAUCUUAAUUUGAAAAUAAGAAAUUUACAUCGGUUAAGUUAUUUACUUAGGAUCUAAGUUUGUAGACGAGUAAUUUUUUUUUGAAACAUUAUGUAAUGUACAAUGUACAUACUUCAAGUAAACAUGUUUUUUUUAUUUGUAAAAGUUUAUUUAAUUGAAUGUCAUUUUAUACGUUUUUUGACUGAAAAAUAAAGGCUUUAAAGUCAUGUGAUGAAAAUAAAUACACAGAACUUUACUUAAAAAAA
This is a messenger RNA of Leptopilina heterotoma, 1888 nucleotides long. RefSeq names its product DDB1- and CUL4-associated factor 7 (gene wap). The transcript is spliced from 4 exons. Gene Ontology annotation, cellular component: nucleus. Gene Ontology annotation, molecular function: protein binding. The record is from RefSeq and is a predicted model, not a curated record. Bases 239 to 1270 code for a protein of 343 amino acids. Lineage: Eukaryota; Metazoa; Arthropoda; Insecta; Hymenoptera; Figitidae.